AUGAUAAUCGAACCAAAAUUAUGUGCAACAUCAUCGAUUCCUUUUGUGACCAUAGGAGACGAAGGCUUCUUCAAAGACGAAGAAGCAGAAAUUCUAUUUUCAACACAUACAAUCUUUCGUAUUGAACGCAUCGAACGAAUACAAGACGAUCAUACUGACAAGCUGUAUGAAGUUACCCUCACACUUACAGAAAGCAGUGAUAAUGAAUUUAAUAAACUUACAAAACACAUACGUGAAGAAGUCACGUCGGCUGUAACACGAGAAUGGUCUCAACUUGGCGAAAUACUGAUCAAAUUGGGUGAGCCUGCAAAAGCCGAACAUCUCUAUAAGAUCCUUCUCGAAAAGGAAUCUUCCUCUAAAGAUCAAGCAGAAUACAAUCAUCAACUUGGACGAACAUAUUAUUUUCUGGGCAAGUACACUGAAGCACUUUUAUUUCUCAACAAAGGACUUGAAAUGCGAAAGACAAUUCUACCUCCAGAUGGUCCUGACUUAGCGAAAUCCUAUAACAGUAUCGGUACGGUACAUGCUGACAUGGGCGAGUACUCAAAAGCACUUUCAUCGUACGAACGAUCACUUGAAAUCAAGAAAAUAUCUCUCCCUCCAAAUCAUCCCGACUUGGCUAUGUCCUACAACAACAUCGGUACGGUAUAUGCUGACAUGGGCGAGUACUCGAAAGCACUUUCAUCGCACGAACGAUCACUUGAAAUCAAGAAAAUAGUUCUCCCUUCGAAUCAUCCCGACUUGGCUGCUUCCUACAACAACAUCGGUGCCGUGUAUAAAAACAUGGGCGAGUAUUCGAGAGCACUUUCAUCGUACGAACGAUCACUUGAAAUCAAGAAAAUAUCUCUCCCUCCAAAUCAUCCCGACUUGGCUAUGUCCUACAACAACAUCGGUAAUGUGUAUGAUGACAUGGGCGAGUAUUCGAAAGCACUUUCAUCGUACGAACGAUCACUUGAAAUCAAGAAAAU
Rotaria sordida is the source of this 968-nucleotide messenger RNA. The record is from the annotation of a GenBank genome assembly. NCBI's taxonomy places the organism in Eukaryota, Metazoa, Rotifera, Eurotatoria, Philodinida, Philodinidae.